Messenger RNA from Myotis davidii, 6953 nucleotides. RefSeq names its product centrosomal protein 85kDa-like (gene CEP85L). The coding region runs from base 1 to 2388 and encodes 795 amino acids. Gene Ontology annotation, cellular component: centrosome. The transcript is spliced from 13 exons. The record is from RefSeq and is a predicted model, not a curated record. NCBI's taxonomy places the organism in Eukaryota, Metazoa, Chordata, Mammalia, Chiroptera, Vespertilionidae.
AUGAGUCUUUAUCUCAGCAGUUGUGUCGCCAAUGCAGGCCCAGAUUAUUCUUCAUCAGCAUGGUUACCUGGUAGUGAGUCACUGUGGCAGGCCACAGCUGUUCCAUCCAACCAUCGAAAUAGCCACAUCAGGAGACAUAGUAUAGCUUCUGACAGUGGCGACACUGGCAUCGGAACUUCCUGUUCUGACAGCGUGGAAGAUCACUCAACUUCAAGUGGCACAUUAACUUUUAAGUCUAGUCGAUCAUUGGUUGCUCUUCCUACUGCCCAUGUCAUGCCGUCUCACUCCAGCGCUUCUGUUUCCAAACACAGGGAGUCAUUGACAUCAGAUGGCUCAAAAUGGACUACAAGCCUCCUGCACACAUUGGGAAGCCACAGUAAGGGGGAGCAGGACUCUUCACUAGACAUGAAGGACUUCCGGCCCCUCCGGAAAUGGUCAUCUUUAUCCAAACUCACUGCCCCGGAUAACUGCAGUCAGGGUGCUGCUGCAUACCCUGAAGAGUCGAGGAGUGGUCUGGAAAAGACAGGGAGAGGCAAGGCUUUAACAUCACAACCAAGGACGAUUGGGCCCAGCUGCUUACAUGAUAGCAUGGAGAUGCUUAAGCUAGAGGACAAGGAAAUAAAUAAAAAACGAUCAUCAACUCUGGACUGUAAAUACAAAUUUGAGAGCUGUAGCAAAGAGGAUUUUAGAGCUGCUUCUUCCACUCUUAGGAGACAGGCCUUGGACAUGACAUUUAGUGCCUUACCUGAAAGCAAGCCCAAUGUGACAAGUUCAGAGGCUUUUGAACCUCCAAAAUAUUUAAUGCUUGGUCAGCAGGCAGUAGGUGGAGUUCCCAUUCAGCCUUCUGUGAGGACACAGAUGUGGCUGACAGAGCAGUUGCGGACAAACCCUUUGGAAGGCAGGAGUACGGAAGACUCUUACAGUUUAGCUCCGUGGCAACAGCAGCAAAUUGAAGAGUUUCCACAAGAAAGUGAAACACCAAUGCAGGUUUUGGCUGGAUCAUCUCGUCAAAGUUAUUCACCUUCUGGCUAUCAGGAUUUCACAAAGUGGGAAUCAGUGUUGAAAAUAAAGGAAGGAUUGCUAAGGCAGAAAGAAAUUGUAAUUGAUCGGCAGAAGCAACAAAUUACCCACCUACACGAGCGGAUAAGGGAUAAUGAAUUACGGGCACAACAUGCCAUGUUAGGACACUAUGUAAAUUGUGGGGAUUCUUAUUUGUCUAGUUUGCAGCCACAAUAUGAGAGCACUGCACUCCAGACUCCAUUUUCAGAUCCGUCAGUGUCCAAUUCCCAGCAAGAGGAACUUGAGCAAAAGCUUGCAUCUACCGAGAAAGAGGUUUUACAGCUUAAUCAGUUUCUCAAACAAAGAAUAAGCCAAUUUAGUGAAGAGAAGAAGAAAUUAGAGGAAAAGCUUAAAACUAGAGAUAGAUACAUCAAUAGCCUGAAAAAGAAAUGCCAGAAGGAAUCUGAACAAAACAAAGAAAAGCAGAGAAGAAUUGAGACCUUGGAGAAGUAUCUGGCUGAUCUUCCAACUCUAGAUGAUGUCCAGAGUCAGAGUCUCCAGCUGCAGGUUCUAGAAGAAAAAAAUAAGAAUUUGCAAGAGACUUUGAUAGAUAUGGAGAAAAAGCUUGAAGAGAUGAAAAAACAGGGUCAAGACAAAGAGGCACAGUUAAUAUGCCAGAAAAAGAAAGAAAAGGAGUUGGUAACUACGGUUCAGAAUUUGCAGCAAAAGGUAGAAAGAUGCCUUGAAGAUGGAAUUCGCCUUCCUAUGCUAGAUGCAAAACAGCUUCAGACUGAAAAUGAUACCCUGAGAGAACAAAAUGAGAAUGCUAGUAAGAUAAUACACCGCCAACAAGAUGAGAUUAAUAGAAUGAUUUUAGAAAUUCAGUCUAUGCAAGGGAAACUUUCUGAAGAAAAGCUGACCACUCACAAGAUGAUGGAAGAGCUGGAUAAGAAAGAAAGAAGCCUGCAGAGAUUAACAAAAACAUUGCUUGAUAACCAAAGACACACAGAAGAGACAUGCUCUGUGUUGGAUGAGGGCCAGGAAGCAGACCAACCCAGGCAGCAGACGGUUCUUUCCAAACGACCACUCUUUGAUCUGAGUGUGAUUGACCAGCUGUUCAAGGAAAUGUCCUAUUGUUUGUUUGACUUGAAGGCAUUGUGCAGUAUUCUUAAUCAGCGUGCUCAGGGCAAGGAGCCAAAUCUUUCAUUAUUACUGGGAAUCAGAUCACUGAACUGUUCCGCUGAAGAGACGGAGAAUGACCACAGCCCAGAGACACUCACUAAAAAACUGUCCGAUGUCUGCCAGUUACGGAGGGACAUCGAUGAAUUGAGGACUACCAUCUCAGACCGCUAUGCUCAGGACAUGGGAGACAACUGCACUACUCAGUGAUCAAGUGCUAGUCCCACAGCAAUAAUGACCUGUUCUUUAAUGCUGCUGUGUUAGUCUUCACAUUUCUUUUUAGGAGCCAUGUUGGUCUACGGCCACACCACCCUGAACGCACCCAGUCUCGUCUGAUCGCUGAAGGUGCCAUGUUGGAAAGUUGCAAGUGACAUAUGACUUGCACAUAGGAUCUUUUUUCCGUGGAUUUCUUUUGUUGCUGGGAAAGGGGAUGUAAGGCGGUCUCAAAGGGCUUAUCUAAUCAGGACAAUCAAUCAAAUUACAAUUUGAAAAUGUGAUUAAGUAUAUAAGGGAAAAAAUUGUGUAUUCUCAAACUACUGAGGGUAGGACCAAGCUGUGAAGAGUGCCCUUCGGAUAAAGGGAGGAUUUCUUUUUAUCCUAUGUCUUUGUGUGAAUACGUUUGUGUGUGUGUGUGCGCAUGCAUGUGUGUUUAUUCAUAAAAUAGUAAGGAUUUCUAGGGUCAGAGCAAAGCUUCUGAGAAAGGCACGCACUUGUAUUUUUUUUUCUUUCAUGUAGAAGCUUGUGUUAGACUUUGGGGUUUCAAAGGCUGGCUGAGCAAGAGUUCCCACAGCAGGCAAGUGUUCUAAUAGUAGCACAGGGGGGCAAACCCGUUGUGUUUUGAACAGCUGCUGUGCCGAGAUGAUGAGGUGUAGGGUUGAGUUGGUUGUAGUACUGUAGAUAGGUCAACUUUUUUUCCAGAAGGAUUAUCGAUUGCCUUAAAGGUGUGAAAUUUUGAUGUGAUCUUUUUCACUAGCAUAGUAAAAUUACAUAAUAUAUAUCACAAGGCAAUUUAGCAUAAUUUGAACUAAUUUUGACAUGUUCCUUACUAUUUAUGGUUUCUACUUAUAUGUUAUAUACAUUUGUUUAAUGUAAGCAAAGCCAUAUAUAAUUAAUGCAGACCUUUUAAGGCCUCCCUUCAUUCUUGUAAAAGAUUAACAAAGUGACCCUAGAACAAUAGCCUAUUUAUCCAAAUCUCAAAUGUUUACAUUUUAACAGUUUCAUAUAUGUUUUAAAGUUGAAACUACUUUAAGAAAAAGCCAGCUUGUCCUCUUUAUAUUUGAAUCAUCACAAGCAGAAAACAAAAUUUAAAUUAGGUGAUAUUUCAAUUCCUUUUAUUAGGUAGGUACAUUAAAAACGCGUUUUCAUAGAAUACAGACUUGGUCAGGUUAGUUCUACUGGAGUACAUGCUGUCACUAAGAAAUGGAACUGUUAUUUAAGUAGACAUGCAAUCAGUUAAACUUCCAAACGACUAUUUCCCUGUUUUAGUUGGUAAUGCGGAAGGACUAUAUAUUCUAUUUCCUUGAGAGCGUUCAUUACGUUGUUUUGAAUAUACUUUGUUAUGACAGUCAUUGUCCUUUAUAAGUCGGUGUGUUUUCUUUGAUGCAGCUAAGUCUCAUUAAGUCAAGACAUAAGAGGUAGACAGAAUAAGGGGUGUGAGUCAAGCAAGAUAAGAGCAGAUCACAUGUCUGUUUUCUUGCCAGGCUAUAUCCUGGUAUAAAGGCUGCUCCCGGAAGAGAUUCUUCUUAAAUAUUUUCAGCAGUGAAAACACGGUGUAAGGCCUUGAAGAAGACUGCCCAGUUCAGCAUUUGGUUCACGUACAGCUCUCAAUAAGUUACUUUUAGUUAUAUUGCAGCAGUCAAUUAUAACACAUGGUGAGAGCAUCAGACUUCCCUCUGUUCAGUGCCUGAGUCCUCUCUCCUCUUCUUAGUUCUUAGGAUCUGGACACUAAGAAAUCAGUGCACGGUAGUGAUUCUGUAUCCCAAGGCCCCUAGCCCUAGUAAGGAGGGACUGAGCACUAGUAAGAACUUGGCUUUCUCAUGUGUUCAUUUGCUUUCUAAUGUUGGUGGGUUGAGGAUAUUCAGAGAGUAGUAAAUUUGUGCCCAAAAUCUGAGGCAAAGAAUUCUGCCUUGUAAAAAUUAAUAUCUAUAAAAAUGACCCUUUAUAGUAAAGUAGGAAGGAGCAUCUAAAUGAAGCAUGUAUUUUGAUAUUCUUUUUUAAUAGAAUCCCCACCCCCCACCCCAACCUUCACAAUUUUGGAAAUUAAGGCACCCUAAAAUAUAGUACUAACGGGCAAAUAAUCACUGAUUUACCUGGGUCACUAGGUUCUUACUUAAAUAUUUCCUAGUUUUUCAGUGUAUGUUUGGGGGAUUUUAUGGUUAUUAUUGUUUUAAACAAACUUUUGGUCAUUUGUUUUAAUCUAUUAUAGAUACAUUUUGUUUGUGGCUUAGUUGGGAUAAAAUACUUUAUUUUUUAAAAUAAGUUUUCUGAAACUUUUAUAGAAUUGCACCUAAUUCAUAAGUCUUGAGGUCAAAAAAAAUUUAACUUAGUAGGAAAUUAACAAAUUACUGCUUAUAUAUUUCACUUUCCAAAAUGUAUAUACUCCAUUAAAAAAAGGAAAUUAAGAUGUGAUAGUUUAAGUAUAGCCUUGAAUUGCAAAAUGUAAUCUCUUGGAGUCUGGAGUUGGUGAAAGGACAUAGAUAAGUGGUUGGCCUUGGAGGGUAUUUUGGGAGAAAAUCGAACUAGUAAUAGAUUAAUUCAUCAGUAUUUAAAUUUGAUUUUCAUUUUUCAGAAAAUGCCCGUUCCCAAGACAAUUUCUUGUGUCAGUUUGAAUGAGGUACUCUUGGAAGUUAUUACAGUGAUAUAGGUCUGAGGUGAAAAGUAACCUAAUUUUAAAGUAAAUCUAUUUGAAAAAUUCCUUAGAUACGAAAACUUUUAAAUUAUGCUUUUGUGAUUAAAUGCUUGUCUUCUAAGGAAGUAUUUUAUGCAUUAUCAAAAUUUACUCUUAGUCUUCCGGGUUUUGAAGUUGAACUCAUUCGGCCUCAGUCACAUUAAAGCAGAGAUAAAGUAACAGUGGUCUCAAUAAAAUACCCAAAUUACCUGUGCAGAUCAAAGGCACAAUGGUUGUCUUUUCAUUUGAGGUCAGGAAAAAAGGAUGGCUCUAGUUAAUUGUUAGUAAAUUUGCAGUGGUCUUUCAUUUUAAAAAGCCUCAGUGAAUUGAUUAGAUAUUUUCAUGCCUGAACUUUUCUUUUAAGAAGUGUGGCCCUGUUUUAUAUUUGAAAUAGGAUUCAAUAUUUAAUGUUAACAAUAUUAUAUUUUAGUGAAAUUUAUUUUGGUUAUGACAGUGCAGUGAUUAAACUGAAUUAGAUUUCUUUUAGUAGUUUGUUAGGGACAAUCUCAAGGGCUAGGAAGUGUUGCUAAAAUAGAUAUUGUACAUUUAUGACUUAUGAAUAAGCUUAUAAAUUAAUGUUGUGAUAGUUCAAGACUUAUAAAUAUGAAUCUCUUGGAGGGUAUUUUUAAAGGAACUACUUUAUUGGGAAAACAUUUUUUCAAUAUCAGUCAUAGUUCAUUGAAUAGCAGCUGAGAACUUGGACUGUGGUUUUACAUAGCACAGUUCAGCUCAGCCAUACCUUUAGUUUGGAUUAUUGGCAUCCUCUUACAUAGAUCUCUAUCAUUGUAGAUAUGUAAUUACAGUAAUAAGCAGUUCUCAUAACCAUGCUCACUUAGACCGUAUCACUUGAAACUGCCAGUGGCUGUAGCUCUCUGAGCCAAAGCUAAUUCACUUCAUUUCCAUUCUUAAUUCUUUUCAGUACUCACAAAGCAAGAAAAACUAUUUGUUUGGUAUAUAGAGUAUAAUUUCCAAAUUCACCCCAAAAUGCCAUGGUAGUAUAUUGCUGUAUGGUAAUAUUAUACAUUUAAUAAUAUUUAAUCAUGAAGGGGAGAGACUUUGGAUUUUUUUUCUUAUUUAAAGGAAGUAUUGAGUAAAUUAGGAGUGUAUUUUCAAUUCAGUAAGUCAUUAACACUCUUGCAGCUGCAUACAGAGAGAACCUUUCGUGCCUUUUUGCCUGCAGUAAGCAUUCAUUUCUAUUUUACAAGAGCUAUAAGAAUGUUGAUGACUAUCGCACCUUGUUAGACUCAUUAACGAUUUUUUUAAAGCAAGGAGCAGUUUUUCAUUACUAGGUAGAUAACUUAGUAAACAUGACAGGAGGUGUCGGAUAUAUAUCUUUGGAACCCAGCCUUUUCCCCAUAUUGUGAGCAAGAAACUCCUUUGGAAUGUCGUGUGUGAAUGCGUGUGUACAUAUAUGUAUAAAUAGUUAUUUAAAUAUAUAAACAUAAAAUUCAACAUCACGCUGGUGUGAUGGCAAGAGUGGUAAGGUGCUAGGUGGUCACAUGAGAAGCACAGCAGAGUGUAUAAUCAGUCACUAUGGCUGGUGGUUUUUGUAAACUAGGUUCAGUUUUGAACCACCCAGAAUACCUCAUGUGUAAAUACAGUGGUCAUGACUUAAUUGAAAUACAGUCCUUGUAAAAAGAAUGUGAAGCCGCUGGUUGGCUUAUGCCUUCUGAUCUGUCAUUCUUGCCUCUUUUUUGUAAAGGGGCUGUUUUUCUGUUUGUUUUGUUUUUUAAUAGGGUUUACAGCUAGAAUUUUGAAUGCCAAAGUUCUAUUUAUUAAAUUUUUAAAAAAGUUUUCAAUGUUAAUGGCUAAGUAUUUUUCCACUGGAUUAUUGUUUGUUGAUGUUGGACUUUGUAUUUACAGAGAAAUAAAAUUUUUACUAAAAGAU